AUGCGGUUACAACAGAUCGCCAGCUUGUCGCUGCUGUCGCUCGGCCUGUUGACACGAUAUGUCGCUGCGAAUCCGGUGCCGAAUGCGUUGGCUUUCGCGGAGGCCGUUCCACAGGAUGCUUGUCCGAUAGACUGUGGCUCCAUCUGUUGUACAUUGUCCCAACAUUGUGCUUCGACCAGCACCUGCGGUGAAGGAGCCGCGGCGGUGGAGGACGGGUCAAAUGUUUUCACAUCUACCUUCCUCAUCACGAGAACUGAGGCGGCAGUCAUUACGUCGUUGGUGGUGUUCACAUCCACCGGUGCUGUUGCAACCGGAACCGGAACUGCUGCGAUGCCAACUAUGGGCAUUACCACGGGAGGAUCCGUCAUUGUCCCCUACCCGACGCUACGCCCUAGCGGAACUAAUACUUUCCUGGUCCCUAUCCCGUCGGGUACUGGCUUCAAUGAUGUCGGCAUCAUCGGCGGUGGAAGUUCCGACGGCGUCGCAGCGGGAGCGGCCGGAGGCCUCACGCCAGCGCAGAUUGGAGGAAUAGUCGGAGGUAUCCUUGGCGCGUUCUUCCUCAUCGCCCUGAUCUUGAUCUGCUGCUGCAUGCGCCGCGGCUUUAACGGAUUCGCCGGCUGGAUGAACUCUUGGGGACACAAGGAGACGACGCACACUGCCGCCGGUGGCGCCGCCGCUCACCACGGCCACAGCGGUGCGGGAGCGGCCGCAGGGGGCGGCAUGCUCGGUUACCUUCUCGGCCGCAAGAGCAGCACCCAGCAGUCAAGCGGUCACCACGUGGUUGCAGGAGGCAGCUCUGGCGUCGCGAAGAAGACGGGGAUGGCAGCGCUCCUCGGUGGAGCGGCAGCCGGUCUCACUAGCAUCUUUGCGAGCCGAAGGAAGACGCGCAUGUCGGAGAAGUACUCCACCACGGAUAUCUCGAGCGGCUACUACACCAGCGACAUUACGUCCAACACCACAUACACGUCCGAGAGCACAUCCGACUCCAGCUCAAGUUCCAGCUCCAGCUCCGAGAGUGGCCAUCCACACCACGGUCGCCAUUAA
This is a messenger RNA of Tricharina praecox, 1044 nucleotides long. RefSeq lists its product as uncharacterized. The coding region runs from base 1 to 1044 and encodes 347 amino acids. The transcript is spliced from 2 exons. The record is from RefSeq and is a predicted model, not a curated record. NCBI's taxonomy places the organism in Eukaryota, Fungi, Ascomycota, Pezizomycetes, Pezizales, Pyronemataceae.